CAAACGCAUCCAUCCAUUUCCCCGCGGCGCGGCAGAGGCGCAUUGUGUGUCGGAAAUGGGAAAACCCUGAGUCGCGAGGUUGUCGCUGCUGGCUUCAUUGGAGUAUAGAGAGUUACACGACGGCAGAGAGAGGGAAGAACAAGCAACCCUGGAGUUUUAAGCGGCGGAGACGUCAGUUCUUGGAGUUUUUUCGCUAUGAGCUGGGGAACGGAUCUUUGGGACCAGUUCGACAAUCUCGACAAACACUCACAGUGGGGCAUCGACUUCCUAGAGCGCUAUGCAAAGUUCGUCAAGGAGCGUCUGGAGAUCGAGCAGGCCUAUGCAAAGCAGCUACGGAGUCUGGUUAAGAAAUAUUGCCCUAAGCGCUCCAAAGAUGAUGAGCCCAGGUUCACAUCCUGUCUGUCAUUCUACUCCAUACUGAAUGAGCUGAAUGACUACGCAGGUCAGCGAGAGGUCGUUGCUGAGGAGAUGGGGCACAAAGUGUAUGGGGAGCUGAUGAGGUACUCACAGGACAUGAAGGGAGAGAGAAAACUUCAUCUCCAGGAGGGACGGAAGACCCAACAGUAUCUAGACCAGUGCUGGAAACACAUGGACAACAGUAAAAAGAAAUUUGAACGGGAAUGCAAAGAGGCCGAAAAAUCACAGCUCAUCUACGAAAGGCUAGACAAUGAUAUCAACGCCACAAAGUCAGAGGUGGAAAAGAUCUUCAACGUGGCCAUCCCUCAGAUAUUCAAGAAUCUGCAAGACAUGGAUGAACGGCGGACGGUCAAGCUUGGGGAGAUGUACCGGAGUUUUGCUGAGGUGGAACGAAGAGUCAUUCCCAUUAUCUCAAAAUGCUUGGAGGGCAUGGUUACUGCCGCUAAAAAUGUGGACGAGCGUAGGGAUUCUGGGGUUGUAGUGGAGUCAUUCAAGUCAGGGUUUGAACCCCCGGGUGAUUUCCCCUUUGAGGACUUCAGUCAGAACAUCCAGCGAACAGGAUCAGAUGGCACCAUUGGGACCCCCAAAACGGAAGGAGGCAAACCGGACCCUAAACACGCUGUUGGCAGGACCAAAAACAAACUCUGGCUUUUUGGGAAGAAACCGAAGCUUCCCCCAUCCAUCCCUCCCCCUUCCCUCCCGAGUUUUCCCUCUGGCCAUUUCCAGCCUCCUAAAUUUUCUACAGAGCGGAUAGCUAACCAUCUAUCCGAAAUGAGAAAUGCAAAAUCUAAGAUCCCAUCCUUCCGAGCUGUGAAAAGAGGGUGGUCUUUAAAGCUGGCACCAACACUAGAGGACCUCAGCCACCUUCCUCCUGAACAGAGACGCAAAAAACUUCAACAGAGGAUCGAUGAGCUGAAUAAAGAACUACAGAAAGAAAUGGACCAAAGAGAUGCUCUUAACAAAAUGAAGGAUGUUUAUGAGAAGAAUCCUCAGAUGGGAGAUCCUGGAAGUCUCCAGCCCAAGAUUUCAGAGACCAUAUGCAACAUGGAGAAACUCCGCUCCGAGAUCCAUAAAAAUGAGAGUUGGCUAGCAGAGGUUGAAGGAAAGCACGGAUCCCGUAGUGAGCGACGUCCCAGUGCAGAUGUGAACCAUCAUGCACCCCACGGCAGAGAGAGCCCUGAAGGCAGUUACACAGAUGAUCACAGUCAGGAGCAUCGGUCUCCACCGCAGCCAGACCCACAUGAAUUUGACGACGAGUUUGACGAUGACGAUCCUCUCCCUGCUAUUGGCCACUGCAAAGCUCUCUACUCUUUUGAUGGCUCUAACGAAGGCACGUUGGUAAUGAACGAGAACGAGGUGCUCUACGUCAUAGAGAUAGAUAAAGGUGACGGAUGGACGAGGGUUCGGAAACAAGGCGGAGAGGAGGGCUACAUCCCCACGUCCUAUGUGGAGAUCACACUGGAGAAAAACAGCAAAGGUGCGGUCACCUACAUAUGACAUCACCCACGGCAGCACCGCCUAGUCAUGACAUCACACAUGGGGGAGCGUGUGUCAGAUUUACCGUGACUCAUCAAGUGCAGCUCGGCUGACUGCCAUAUGCCUUUGUUCACCAUGUGAGCUCAAGGACAAACACACACAGACACACUGGCUAAAGUGACUAUUUCCUCUGCACUGUGACUUUGCUGCAGCAGAUUCAACUGUAGAGAUUUGUAUAGCUUUUAUUCCAUUUUUAAUUAGUGCUUAAUGCAUGGUUUUUAAUCAGUUUUAUAUCGUCGGAGCAAAUCUGAACAAAAUGCAUCAGCUCCUUUUCAAAUGUCUGUUUGUCUGAGUGGUAAUUUGCUCAUAAUAAUGAGAAAAACUGUCACACUUCAAUCAUGAGCUCUUAUGUUUUUAUGCAUGUUGUAACUAAAGUACGCUCUACUUGGAGCAUCUUCUCAUUGUUUCUACAGUCCGAUCACAGUAUGUACUUCUGAACUUUCAGUUCAUGCAGUUCUUCCAGCUUUCUCCAAAGUGUUAUUUCCUUGCUGCUAAAUUGUCCUCAUUGCAGCACCAAACCUGAUUCACUUCAACUUUUCCUGCGAGUGCUACUCUUCUGUUUAAAUUUGUAGUGGCACAAGUUCCUUUUUAAUGUGUGCCCUGAAAUUGAAAGCAUAUAAUAAAUAUGAUCCAAGAUCGA
This is a messenger RNA of Sinocyclocheilus rhinocerous, 2593 nucleotides long. RefSeq names its product formin-binding protein 1-like. The coding region runs from base 196 to 1914 and encodes 572 amino acids. The transcript has 16 exons. Gene Ontology annotation, molecular function: protein binding. The record is from RefSeq and is a predicted model, not a curated record. Gene Ontology annotation, biological process: signal transduction. Lineage: Eukaryota; Metazoa; Chordata; Actinopteri; Cypriniformes; Cyprinidae.